CCGCUGCAACUACCUCAUUCCACCACUCAUUCUGUUAUCACUUCCCCAAAUAAACCAGCCCCUGUUUUAUCCCCUCCCCAUACCCGACAGGGUUGCCCCUAUGGAAGGCCUGAUUCUAUCCCCUCCCCAGGCAGACCCGCAGGCACUGUUUCUAUUUCUAUCCCAGAGGAAGAGGUGACUCCUGCCCUUGUCCUUCCUCUCCGCCAGGUUCCAGAAGGUCGUUAUAUAUAUGUACCGUUUUCCACAACAGAUCUCUACAAUUGGAAAAACCAGAAUCCCCCAUUUAGUGUGGAUCCUAGUUCCCUGAUUUCCCUGGUUGAUCCUGUCUUUUUUAAUCAUCUCCCCACCUGGGAUGACUGCCAACAGAUUCUGCAUACCCUUUUCACUACGGAGGAAAGGGAGCAAAUCCUGGCAGAAGCAGCUAAAGCGCUGCCUGGAAUAAACUCUCUUACGCAUGACGAGAAAACGGAAGUAAUCAAUUUGGCUUUACCUAAAAGAAGACCAGACUGGGAUUAUGGGACUGCUGAAGGUAGGAGAGCACUCAGCGAUUACCACCAGGCUCUAUUAGAGGGUUUUAGGAGGGCAGCUCGCAAGCCCACCAAUCUUUCUAAAGUAGCAGAGGUGAAACAAAACCCAGACGAAUCGCCUUCAGCGUUUCUCGAACGUCUCCUAGAGGCAUAUCGUCUAUAUACUCCUAUAGACCCUGAGGACCCGACAAAUCUGAAGGUGAUUAACCUGGCUUUUGUAGCUCAGUCAGCCCCAGACAUCCGUAAAAAGAUUCAAAAGAUAGAUGGCUUUGCAGGGAAGAAUAGGUCAGAAUUAUUGGAGCUAGCCCAAAAGGUGUUCGAAAACAGAGAGAGCCAGGAUGAUCUACUGAUAAGGAAAGUAAAUCGGGCCACAGUAGCUGCACUAAGGUCUCCCGAAGUUUUUAAUUCCAGACAGAUGCAGGUGGCACAUGGCAGGGGCAAAAGACGGACUCCCCUCCAAAUAGAUCAGUGUGCUUAUUGCCGGGAAUAUGGACACUGGAAAAAUCAGUGCCCCCAAUGCAAUCGAAAAGACUUUCCCCUGCUGCAGACCGGAGCCCCUCAGCCAAAACCAGUCCUAACUUUAGAAGAAUAG
Ictidomys tridecemlineatus (thirteen-lined ground squirrel) is the source of this 1119-nucleotide messenger RNA. Lineage: Eukaryota; Metazoa; Chordata; Mammalia; Rodentia; Sciuridae. The record is from RefSeq and is a predicted model, not a curated record.